AUGAUGGCGACGCACACCAGUCAGGGUCGUGAGCACAGUAGGUCGGGAGACCUCGAGGAGAGUAGGGCGACUUUGGCAGCACCAGUUGAUCCUGGUGAUGACACUGCAGGAGAACAUGGCUUCCGAGCAUCCGAAAUUUCCUUUCUCCAAGAGCAAAAUAACAAUGUCCUCCAGGCGUUGGAGAACAUCGAGGCGGAGCGGGAUAACACGCUACGUACUUCUUUUGUUUGCUUUGAUGUUCUACCUACAGGGUUACCCUACUUAUACACCUUUAACAAUCUACAACACAAUAGAUAACACCUACGCUGCACCUACAACAAUCUAGAAAACUUCAUCGAUCUUCUUACAGAGUUAUUAAAUAGUUGACUUUACAGUUCGAAGUAAGUUGAAGAUGGUUGAAAAAUGCAAUCUGGUCUUGGUGAUACAUAAUGAUAAUUUCAGAACGAGAAAAGAUCAUCUUGUUUGACAUCUUGAAUUUUAAGUCGAAGGAUAAAAAGCCUACCUCGCUCCCCCUCCUUGAAGAUAAAAUACUUCUUCACCCAGGCCUCGUCCGCGAAUGGGAGGACAAGGAGCAGCAGAUGCUGGUGGAGACGGCGGCUGUCCAGGACAAGAUCAAGGUCCUUCAAGACGGUCUAGUCCAAGAGAAGACCGAACUCAUCUCCAAAGACGAACAUGUUCGCGUUUUGUCACAACAGAAUCAACAGAUGCUCGAACUGUUGGAGAAGGAGGAGCUGAAAACAAAGGAACUAGCAGCUAAAAUCACCGAUUUGGACGAAGAAAACAACUCCCUCAAAGUGCUGGAAGGCGAAUUCGACAAAAUCAAGGUGGAGAUCGAAAAUCUCAUCAAAGGCAAAAAAGAAGAGACCAUCCAAAUGGCCGACCAGCUGCGGGAAUUUAGACAGUUGAAUUUAUGGCCGCAGUGAGACUUCAGAAAAUGUAUAUCCUUGUAGCAAUUGAAUUUGUAAUACCCUUGUAAAGGUUAGACAGUUCUCUUCACCUCACUGUCACUCAUCCCUUCUAGAAACCUCCUCCUUGAUGUGCGGAACUUCUGUUAUCCGAACUAGAUCUUCUUCUUCUAGAAAUCAACUAGCCUUUCCUUCUCUAACGGCCGAAUCUCUCCGAGCCGACAUUGCCAGCGUGGAUGCCCAGACACAAGUCGAUAUUGAGGCUUUGAAUCAAGUGCUGACGGUCGUAUCAGACAAAAAUGUGCAGUACUUGUCCCAGAUGCAGAGGCAGGACACGAGAGAACAGGAACUGAAUGAAGAGCUUUCGGGCUUAAGGGAUGCGGCGGCAGCACUCAAGAAAGAAAUCGAACAAAUGAAGAAACAAAUGGAUGGGGAUGAGGUAAGCUUUUUUGAACUUCAAGGGAGAUGCAAUUAAGGAUGCUGGUACUAGUUUAUCGUUCCAGAAGGAUUUUGGCUGAUAUCGGGGCACUUUUUCUGUUGAAAAUGCAUCGAGGCCGAUCUUCUGAUUCUUCUUCAAGAACGCAAUCGUGAAUCGUCCACUUCCACAGGUUGAACGUUCAGCUUUUGAGCGUGACAAGGCUUCCCUGCAGCAGAAGAUCGAGUCUCUAGAGAGCCAAAUCGACGUGCUGAAGAAAACCCUGAACACCGCAGAAAAAAGCAACGAGCAACUGCAUGAAGAGAAUAGAAGGAGUGCCGAAAAAUUUCGAGAAAUGGCGGAUAAGGUCUACGGUUUGAUGGACUCUUUGCGGCUGAAUCAAGUCGAACUGAAGAGGAUAGAGGCAGAGAAUGUUAUGCAUGGAUAUUAAAAACGAUUUAUAGUGGGUGCUUGUUAUCUGUUUUUACCUCUAGAGAUCUAGCCCUUCCAGCAAGAUAAAGUGCUUGUUAUCUGUGAAGAACAAGAAGAACAAGAUCAAGAACAGCUGCAAAGUCGUGAUUAUCGUGAUCAACAUAAUUGAAGUCCUCCUGGAAGUCCUCCAAGAGGUGGAUGAAUGUUGAUCACCUCUACUCCUCCAACCUCCGCGCAUCAUACGCAUAUUACCCACUCUAACAUUCGCGCCAAGCAGAAAAAGUUCACGAAUACAGAGAAGCUGAUUGCAAACGUGCAGUCGAAAAUAAGCGUAGAGCUAGACGCCAAAAACAUAGCGGAGCAAGAAAAGCGCGACGCAGAUGGCGAGAGCAGCUUGCUGAAAAAGAAAAACAAGAAAAUCGAGGAGUCGAUCGCCACGGCGCAAAAUAUGCAGGAAUCGGUAACACGCCAUUGUUGUGAUUUGUUCUGCUCCCUUGGCACCUUUUUUCACGUCCAUGUUGAUCAUCUUCCCGCCGCGCCGACCUAAUCAUAAAGGCAUCUAUAACUAAAACUAGUUUUGUUCCUCUUGAAUUUGAAUACCAAAAGAACCCUCGACUAAACUCAGAUCGGCAAGCACAUUGUGGAGCUGAAUGAGCAGAUUAACGCCUUGCAGACGCAGAAUGCGUAUCUUGCGAGUAGAAUAGACGGACAGGAAGAGGAAAAGUCAUCCCUCAAAGGUGAGAUCAAAAAGGGUAGCGACAGGUUUGCCGAUACGUCGAAAACGAACAACCUUCUCCGAGAAGAAAUAGAGAAAUUGAAUCUCACCUUGCAAGAUUUGAAAGAGGGAGCGGUGAACUUGCGGUAUAAUUUGAAACGAUUCAUUUUGUGAAGGUUAAGUGGUUCAAGAUGAACUCCUAUAUGAGAAAAAUACUAAUCAUUGUUCGUCCUUAUUGAAGGUUAAGAACAGCAACAGAAGAAGAUCAUCGAUAAGGGCCCACGAUCAUGAAUUAUCACGACAUCAUGGUCUGAAACAACAGGGCCGAACUCGAGUACGUGAAACGUGAGGACGUGUUGGAUGAGACAGGAAGACAAAGGCCGAUCCUCAUUCAGAGUAACGAGUCGACACUGCUGGAGAAGCUUCAAAUCAACGAAUUCCUCUAUGAAGCACAGCAAAACAAAAAUCCAGUCCCAAGUUUGGUCGAGAAACUAGCGCAAUUGCUGGAGUUGUUGCACACGGCACAAGGUAUUGAGGUUUCUCUUUGUUUGGUCUCCAUUUAACCUGUAGUUCUUAAAGAACAAAUGAUACGAAUUAUAGCCAAUUGAUCCUCUUCAUUUAUGGUCAGCUUUUAUCCAUCCUCCUCGGCAUCUUGAUACCUUUUCCCCAUGAGGGGACCAAGAUGGAUGAGAGCUGAGGCUAAUUCAUUGUCUUCCCAACUCUUCUAUAACUCCUCCUCACAUGAUACAGGUCACUGCGACCAAUACCUUGGUGACCUGGCCAAGAGUAACUCGCUUGUCUCCGCUUUGCGACAGAAGAAUCUGGUGUUGUUCGAAAAAACAUCGAUGUUUGAGUCCUACAAGACGAGAGCACUGGUUCGAUAUAUGAUGAAUUUGUUCGAGUCCGGAGACUCCUACAACAUCAACUUAGACGGUCUGAACCUUACACCUCGAGAACUGCAGGAGCUCACUUCACUCAUCCAGCGAUAUUCGCUUCAAGAAAAAGUCUACUUCAUCAGUCUGGCAGAGAAUGGUACUGCAGCUAUUGUAGGAUUAGGGACUCACUUGUGUGUUAUUGAUUGUACUUGAUCAGGGACAAACUUGGAUCUUCUACUGUCAUACCUUCAUUCUUAUUGUAGUGAUUGGAUACUUUUUCAAUUUCUAGUGGUUCGUUGUAGCAGACAAUCACAAAAAUUAUCAUUUUGUUACUCAAAAAUCAUCAACAUGCUCCUGCAGCUGCUUCUACUAGAACAAGUACAACUACAGAUCAACAGAAGGUACAGGAUAGUUGAAAGGCCUCUAUGGUGUCAGUGCGACACAUAAAAGAGGAUCCAUGACAUGACAUGACAAGCUACUCCUCUUCACCAGGUCUAACCGACGACGCAGUGAACAUAAUUUUGCAGUUGGUGAUGCAAACGCCGUAUCUGAAGGCCUUGGAUUUGCGGAGAAACAACCUUUCGGGUGCUGGAAUACAGAAGGUGAACGACCAACUUCGCGUGAUGGAGGGUGUCACCAGCGUCAUCAAAACCGCAACUGGAGCAAUCAAUGUGCAUAGUGGAAAUCAAUUGAGGUAUAAUUCAGUCCACCUUCUACAUAACUUUGUCGGUCCUUCUAAGUAACUACUACAACAGGAGACUUCUUCUUUAUUUUUUCUGGCUGGGCUAGCCUUUUUUGAUCCCUUUCCCCCUUUUUUUGUUAGAUUUUCAAUUAUUUCCCUGACUAUGUGACUCUCAUCUGGUCUUGCUUACUUCAGCUCUUCUAGCGUGGUACUUUUUCUUGAGUUUGUACUUAACCUCAAUCACCAAUACUAAUGGUUGUUCCUUUUUUGAAAAGUAGUAUGUAAGUUCUUUCAUUCCAUGUGCAAAAUCCCCAUUCCACAGAAAUCGAAGAUCAUCUUUGUGGUUCUUGUCCGCACAUCAAGGUCAACAGCGUACUUGAUCAACUUCAACAACAACAUCGACUUUAUUAAUAUUCGGAAAUUGCGUAACUAAUUAUAAUGCAAUCCACCAGAUUAUGCGUCGAAGUCGCUGAGCAGAGCGCGAGGUAUGUUGGUGACGACCCUACAGAGGGCAAGCUGGACCCGACUUUGAAUGUGAAGGCAACAGACGAAUUUUUGGGCACAGCAGGAGGGCUUACACAGCUAGGCGGUCGAGAAAUGUAUGCGCAGGCCGACCAAGGUGGCAAGGCUGGGUCUGGGGAUAAACUACCAGCCGUCAACGGCAACAAGGCUCGCGCUAAGGCCAAGGGCGCAGCUAGGAAACGCAUCCCGCCACCACUGCAUCAGCUAAACAGGAAUGCAGGAGGCGCCGUGCCAAGUAGCAGAGAAAUUAUGGCUUCAGCUCCUAAACCUAAUGCAUCUCUUCACUAUAAGAUUAAGCAUCCUCAGUAGAUGGGUCUUCUUCAAGUGAAAAACAAGGGCCUGAGGAUGGAUCUUGAGAUGGAUUCGGGCGACCUCUAAAGAACGCAAGAAAAGCGGUGCACCUCCGAGAGGUGGAGGCGUGUUUGGUGGUGUGCCUAUUGGGUUAGGUGGUGGUUCUAGUGAAGCAAAUAGUCCAGGAAAAUUCUCGAGAGCUGAGUCCAGAGCUGAUUCGCAAGCAGAGAGCAGUCCUAGAUUCAAUAGCGCCCGAAGAGAAGGUCAACAUCAUGCAUCACUGGCAGCAACGAUCGGAGACCGAGGACCGACGUCCAGUAGCACCGCUUUUAUGGACGAUUGAAACUUCUCAAUCUUAAUCUUUUAGUUUUGUUGAGCAAAUAUUCGCCUGCAGUUAGUUCUAGUUGAAAGUACCAGUAAGAAAGUGGAUGUGAAUGUGUAAUUGGUCAGCAUUUUAUAACUCAUGAUUCUGAUUCUCCCUAUUCUUAUAAUAAAUAUCGCUGGGGAACCGGAACAACUAGAACUACUUUGCAUUACAACUAUUAGACUAUAAUAAUAAAUAUCUCAUCUUCUUCGUUCAUUCUUCUAAUUCCCCAGCACUUCGUAGCAACUACAACAUCGGAGGACAGAGGCCUGGUUCUAGCCGAGCUGGAGGGUCCUCAUCAUCGACAGCUGAUGGCGCUGCUCCACGACUAGUCUACAUGGAUCAGUACAUGGACCAGCAAAAAGGCAGUCGUGGUGGAGGUGGUUCCCGAAGUAGACGGUCAGGAGACAACUCUCGUAGUCCGAAUAAGACACCAGGUUGGAACGUGUCACUAGAUUUCGGCAAUAGCAAGCCACCAGGUGGAGGGGGAUUACGUGGAGGAGAUUUGUUGAUCGAUGCCAGCGGUUCAGACACUGACCAUGACCUACAGCCUACUUCUUCGCGAGACGGAGGCGAGGAUCAGGAUAGAUACUACUAUAGGAGCAGAGGAGGUGCCGUAGAACCACUCCCCAUGGGAGCAGGUACUUCUAUAGGUGGAAGUGUUUCUUAAGGGUUACCACAUUGCAUUCUUCACUACCAUCCUUGACUUUUUUUCGAGUAGGAAAAGGGUGAGGGAUGAUCUGAAGCAUGCAAUGUGGUAACCUCUAAGUUUCAGCGUCGACAUCAUCUGGUAGGGGAGCAGGACCUCCAGUAGGGGCAGACGGGUCAUCUAGACCACCAGCACCGCCGUUUCUGCGUCAGCGGUCAGCAAAGCGCAGUAGCGAAGGCAAAAGAGUGCCUAGUGAAAGGGUCAUCGAUAAAUGGCAGACCGGGAACUACAACCCGGACAAAUUCGAGGUGCAGCACAACAAUUUUAUCCGACCACCGUCGCGUGAGCUCUAGGGGUUGACGGUGAUGAAGGUGAAAGAAGCACCUAUUUCAUUAGCAUUGUAACUGGUUAUCGUUAUGAUGUGCGGUUGCGGAUGAAGUAGAAGUUGUACUGGCACACUUCUCCAUGAUUAUAUGAGCUUGCCAGACAUGUUGAAUUUUGAAAUAACUACGGUUACGGAAAGUCAAGGUCGCUCAGUGUUUACAGGUUUUACAUUUAGUUAAGCAGCUUGUUCCUUGUUAUAUCUUCUUCGUGUUUAUCUUCUACUUUUAUCGAAUGUAGUUAGUUCGCUUUCUUGGCAUCCACCAAGUCGCACUUAGAAGGUUGUUCGGUGGAUGUUGAAGUUAUAAGAUUCGUUUGUUUAAGAUUUUGUGACGUCGCUCGUAUGCAUGAGAUAAACUGUUGUAACCCUUGCUUAGAAAUUAUAAUAAUGCAAACUACCUCUACCACAAUGAUAAUGAAUGUACCAUCUAUUUCUAGACGCGCAAAAGAAGACGCUAGAACUGCACAGAAAGAAUUAUAGAAGAGGAGGAGGUAAACUCAAUAGAUCAAAUAUAACGAAAUCCUCAACAUCAGAGAAUAUCUUCAACUUCAUAUUACAGUUUUUCAUCGUCGUUGUCGCUAAUUCACUUAUAUCCAAUAUAAAGCAUUUGAUGUCCUAGUAUUUUCAGUCUAUCCUAGUAUUUUGUCGAACAGCCUAGAACUUCUAGAUGAAAAGAGCAGAUGAAGGUUGUUUAUGCGUUUAAGAUGAAAAAGAAAAAAAUUUCGCAUACUCGUGCUCGUCAAGAAAAUGAACCAAAGAGAAGAAGACGUCAGAUACAU
Molecule: messenger RNA, 7011 nt
Organism: Amoebophrya sp. A25
Lineage: Eukaryota; Dinophyceae; Syndiniales; Amoebophryaceae
Source: the annotation of a GenBank genome assembly